Molecule: messenger RNA, 981 nt
Organism: Penicillium brasilianum
Lineage: Eukaryota; Fungi; Ascomycota; Eurotiomycetes; Eurotiales; Aspergillaceae
Source: the annotation of a GenBank genome assembly
AUGGUCAAGUCGACUAUCACUCUAGCUUCUGGCAAGGAAAUGCCCCUCGUGGGCUUCGGCCUGUGGAAGGUCCCUAAAGAAACCGCCGCCGAUACUGUCUACAACGCUAUCAAAGCAGGGUAUAGAUUAUUCGACGGUGCCUACGACUAUCAGAACGAAAAGGAGGCUGGCGAGGGUAUCCGUCGCGCCAUUGCAGACGGCCUAGUGACCCGCGACCAGAUCUUCAUUACUACCAAGCUAUGGAACAACUACCAUCGCCGCGACCACGCCCUAGCCAUGGCUAGGAAGCAGAAUGAGACCUGGGGCCUUGGGUACAUUGACUUGUUCUUGAUCCAUUUCCCCUGCGCAUUGAAGUAUAUCGACCCAGCCGUGCGACAAUACCCGGCCUGGUGGAUGGAUGAUGCCGGCACCGUCGAGACGGACAAGGUCCCUAUCCGCGAAACCUGGGAGGCGAUGGAGGAGAUCGUGGACAACGGUAUUGCCCGCAGCAUAGGCGUCAGCAACUUCCAGGCACAGUCGAUCUACGAUAUCCUCAGCUACGCCCGCCACCCGCUCUCCUCUCUGCAGGUCGAGCAUCACCCCUACCUCGUGCAGCCCGAGCUUGUCCAGGUCGCUCAGGAGAAAGGCAUUGCGGUCACCGCUUAUUCUAGCUUCGGCCCCCAGUCCUUUGUCGAAAUGCCCGCACAAUUCUCCGAGAAGGCCAAGGAUAUUCCAUUGCUCUUUGAUGCCGAGCCUGUUAAAGUGAUUGCUGCGAAGUAUAAUGUCACACCUGCUCAGGUUCUUCUGCGAUGGGCAACCCAGCGUAAUGUUGCCGUGAUACCCAAGUCAAAUAACCAGUCUCGUCUUGCGCAGAACUUGGAUGUCGUGGGCUUCGACAUGACUGCGGACGAGCUCACGUCUAUCGCUGCUUUGGACAAGGGCUUGCGCUUCAACGACCCCGGUCACUACCUGCCCAACCACCCGAUCCGCAUCUUUGCUUAG